Molecule: messenger RNA, 1048 nt
Organism: Molossus molossus (Pallas's mastiff bat)
Lineage: Eukaryota; Metazoa; Chordata; Mammalia; Chiroptera; Molossidae
Gene: DCTD
Product: dCMP deaminase
Exons: 6
Coding region: 66-602 (178 amino acids)
Biological process (GO): dUMP biosynthetic process; dTMP biosynthetic process
Cellular component (GO): cytoplasm
Molecular function (GO): dCMP deaminase activity; zinc ion binding
Source: RefSeq, a predicted model, not a curated record
GAACCGGCCGGCCUGCAGGUCGCCGAGCGGAGCUGGAGGGACCCGGCCGUCCCGGCGGACCCAGCAUGAGUGAAGUUCCCUGCAAGAAACGUGAGGACUAUUUGGAGUGGCCUGAGUAUUUCAUGGCCGUGGCCUUCCUGUCAGCACAGAGAAGCAAAGAUCCAAAUUCCCAGGUCGGAGCUUGCAUCGUGAAUGCAGAAAACAAGAUCGUGGGGAUCGGGUACAAUGGAAUGCCAAAUGGGUGCAGCGAUGACCUCUUGCCUUGGAGGAGGACAGCAGAGAGGAAGCUGGACACCAAAUACCCUUACGUGUGCCACGCCGAGCUGAAUGCCAUCAUGAACAAGAACUCGGCCGACGUGAAAGGCUGCAGCAUCUACGUGGCCCUGUUCCCGUGUAAUGAAUGUGCUAAGCUCAUCAUCCAGGCAGGUAUCAAAGAAGUUAUAUUCAUGUCUGAUAAAUACCAUGAUAGCGAGGAGACCAUCGCUGCACGGCUCAUGUUUAAUAUGGCUGGAGUCACCUUCAGGAAAUUCACACCCAAGUGCAGCAAGAUUGUCAUUGACUUUGACUCGAUCAACAGCAGGUCCAGUCAGAAGCCUCAGUGAGUUCCGGCUCCGGCGCUCACCCUCCUCUGAGGAGCUGCUGAUGCCCUUCGACUGUUCAGUAGCCAGUGCGGCAGAAGUAGACAAUCCACAGAACCGAAAGCCUCGCUUCUCCCUGACUCUCCUGUCACAUGGCCUCUGCAUCUGAUUAAGCUAUUGAUUUAGGGUUUAAGGUAAAGGAGCCUGUGGAUGGCCUGGCGCUAGGGGCUGGAGUGGGGUGCCUUCCCUUUGUGUGCCAGGGUGCUGCUGGCGGCUCUGCAGACGAGCGUCCGCGCUCUGCCAUCCACACAGCCACCUGCGCAGGAAGGACGAAUAAAUAAUCGUCGUGUUCCUAGUGGGAUGAGCCAACACAUUGAUUAGAACAUCUGGCCCAAAUGAAGCAUAACAUGAAUGCCCUUGGGGUGGGGGGAAGAGGACCCACAUGGCAGUGGUAUUAAAGUAUUUGCUGU